ACCAUGGAGAACUCCACGUGACAUCGUCCGCGAAAAAUAUUAGAAUGGCUGAGGCAAACGACAAUCCGAAGGGGUUGAGUGAAAUCACCCCUGAACGAAAGGCCACGCGCCAUAAAAACAACUUGUCAAAUUCCAAGUACAUUCUGCGAAAGAAUGAGGUCUUAAAAGUGCCAAAAAACGGCAGAGAUAUCUACGUAAACAAUAGAAUUCCCCUCAAGGGAUAUUUACGUAAGUGUGAAAAACUAUUCGAUAAAGGCGCAUCGGAGCUAAUCAUCCAUGGUCUUGGAGCUGUAGUGUUUAAAGCAGUCAACUUAGCCUUGCGAUUAAAGGAGAUUCAUCAUGGAACCUUAGAUCUUGAUAUAAAAACUUCUACUGUAACUCUAAAAGAUAAUUUAACGACAUUGGAUGGUGCAAACUGUGAGAUAAAUAGACAGAACUCUGGUAUACAUAUACGUGUUUUCAGAAGAGUGCCAUUUGCUGUAUUAAGAUCUAAAACAAACUGAUAUUAAUUCUGCAAAAAAAUGCAUUUGAGUAAUGAGACUACACAUUUGAGUAAUGAGACUACACAUACUAUUAUAUUCUAAUUCAUUAUAAUAUUGCAAUAUAGCUGAUACAAAGUUGUAUUAUUUUUACAAUGAUUUUUUCUUUAA
Molecule: messenger RNA, 650 nt
Organism: Camponotus floridanus (Florida carpenter ant)
Lineage: Eukaryota; Metazoa; Arthropoda; Insecta; Hymenoptera; Formicidae
Gene: Rpp20
Product: ribonuclease P protein subunit p20
Exons: 3
Coding region: 45-503 (152 amino acids)
Biological process (GO): tRNA 5'-leader removal
Cellular component (GO): nucleolar ribonuclease P complex; ribonuclease MRP complex; nucleus
Molecular function (GO): nucleic acid binding
Source: RefSeq, a predicted model, not a curated record